AUGGCCGCGGGGGGCCCCUACGUGCAGGGUGCCCGGGUGUGGAUCCCUGACUGUGUUGAAGUCUGGAAGGUGGCAGAAAUAACCAGAGGUUACAAGGAAGGAGACACCGUCCUCCACCUGCGCCUGGAGGAUGGCUCGGCUCUGCCCUACCCCGUGGGGUCCCAGCUGCCACCUCUCUGCAACCCUGACUGCCUUUCUGGCGCCGAUGACCUGGUGGCCCUGAGCCACCUGCACGAGCCGGCCGUGCUGCACUCGCUCCGCCGGCGCUUCCUGGAGGCCAAGACCAUCUACACCUACUGUGGUAUCGUCCUCGUUGCCAUCAACCCCUACGAGCCGCUGCCCAUCUACGAGGAGGAGGUGAUCUACGCCUACAGUGGCCGUGAGAUGGGGGACAUGGAUCCCCACAUCUUUGCUUUGGCAGAGGAGGCCUACAAGCAGAUGGGGAGGUUUGGGAGGAACCAGUCCCUCAUCAUCAGUGGUGAGUCGGGCGCGGGGAAGACGGCGUCAGCCAAGUAUGCCAUGAGAUACUUCACCACUGUUGGGGGCUGCUUGGGCAACUCCAGCAUGGAGGAGAAGGUGCUGGCCUCCAGCCCUGUCAUGGAGGCCUUUGGGAAUGCAAAGACCACCAGGAAUGACAACAGCAGCCGCUUUGGGAAGUACAUCGAGAUCGGCUUCAGCCAAGCGCAGGUCACAGGGGCCACCAUCAGAACCUACCUACUGGAGAAGUCUCGUGUCACCUUCCAGGCAAAAGCAGAGAGGAACUACCACAUCUUCUACCAGCUCUGUGCCUCUGCCACCCUGCCUGAGCUCCAGGGCCUGGGUCUCCGUGGGGCAGAGUCCUUCCACUACACCUGCCAGGGCAGAGCAGCCCAGAGCACCGAGGAUGUGGCUGAGCUGGAGGGAACCCGCCAUGCCCUGACACUGCUGGGUGUCCCUGAGGCUGACCAGCUGGAGCUAUUCAGUGUCCUGGCUGCCAUCCUGCACCUGGGCAACGUUGUGGUCAGAGUGAGGGAGCGUCGUGGGGACAGCUGCUUUGUGGAGGCUGCUGAUGAGGCCCUAGGACAGUUCUGCACGUUGCUGGGGGUUGAGGCCUCCCAGGUGAUCCACUGGCUCUGCCACAGCAAGCUGGUCACUGCUGGCGAGACCUACCUGAAGCCCCUCUCCAGGCAGCAGGCACUCCAAGCCCGGGAUGCACUGGCCAAGCAUAUGUAUGGACAGGUCUUCAGGUGGAUGGUGAGCAGGGUGAACUGUGCCCUGCGGUCCCUGGAGGGCCACUCUACUUCCAUUGGCAUCCUGGACAUCUACGGUUUUGAGAUGUUUGAGCUCAACAGCUUUGAGCAGUUCUGCAUCAACUAUGCCAACGAGAAGCUGCAGCAGCUCUUCAACCUGCAUGUCUUCAAGCUGGAGCAGGAGGAGUAUGUGAUGGAGGAGAUCCCUUGGGUCUUCAUUGACUACUGUGACAACCAGCCAUGCAUUGAGCUCAUCGAGGGUCGGCUUGGCAUCCUGGACCUGCUGAAUGAGGAGUGCAAGAUGCCCAAAGGCAAUGAUGGUAGUUGGGCCCAGAAGCUCUACAAGACCCAUCUCACUAGCUCCCACUUCCAGAAGCCCAAGAGGCCCAAGGAUGCUUUUGUGGUCUGUCACUUUGCUGGCAAGGUGGAAUAUCAGUGUGAUGGGUUUGUGGAGAAGAAUGGGGAUGCUGUCCCUGAGGAGCUGGUGGGGCUGCUGAGAGCCAGCAAGUCUGCCCUGCUCACCGAGCUCUUCCUGGAGGAGGGGCAGGGCCCCGUGUCCCUGCAGUCCCGCAGGUCCAGCGGGCACCGGGCGGCUGCUCGGCCCGGCCGCAGGUCCCUGCCCGGCAGCCGCAAGAGCAAGAAGUCCAUCUCCAGCCAGUUCAAAGCCUCCCUGAACCGGCUGAUGGAGACGCUGGGCAGCACCACCCCCCACUACAUCCGCUGCAUCAAACCCAACGAUGCCAAACAGCCCUUCGUGUUUGACUCCAGACGAGCAGUGGAGCAGCUGCGAGCCUGCGGGGUCCUGGAGACCAUCCGGAUCAGUGCCUUGGGCUACCCCUCCAGGUGGACGUACCAGGAGUUCUUGGAGAGGUACAGGGCUCUGGUGAGCAGAGAGGAGCUGAUGGGCACUGACACAAAGCAGAUCUGCAGCCUUGCCCUGGAGAGGCUGCUCCAAGAUCCCAGCAAGUACCGCUGUGGGAAGAACAAGGUGUUUUUCCAGGCUGGGCAGGUGGCUCAGCUGGAGGAGCUGCGGAGCCGGCGGCUGCGGGCGGCCUGUACGUCCCUGCAGCGGUGGCUGCGGGGCUGGCUGGCCCGGCGGCGCCUGGCGCGGGCACGAGCUGCGGCCGCCUGCCUGCAGCGCCACGCGCGGGGCCUGCUGGCCCGCAGGUUGCUCAGGAUGCUGAGAAGGACCAAGGCUGCUGUGGUGCUGCAGAAGACCCUGAGGAUGGUCCUGGCCCGGCGCUCCUACCUCCGCCUGCGCCAGGCUGCCCUCACCAUCCAAGCCUUUGCCCGGGGCAUGUUCGCCCGCCGCCUGUACCGACAGAUGGUGUGGCACCAGAAAGCCGUGGUGAUCCAGGCUGCUGUCAGGGGCUGGCUGGCCCGCGCCCGCUACGCCCGCCUGCGCGGGGCCGUCGUCUUCCUGCAGAGCUGCUGCCGGCGGGCGCGGGCGCGGCGGGAGCUGCGGCGGCUGCGGGUCCAGGCCCGCUCGGUCGAGCACUACAAGCAGCUGCACAAGGGCAUGGAGAUCAAGGUGAUCCAGCUGCAGUGCAGGCUGGAUGAGCAGGCCCAGGAGAAGCAGCAGCUGGUGGAGCAGCUGUCGGGGCUGACUGCUGCCCAUGCCCAGGAGGUGCAGCGCCUGCGGGCUGAGCUGCAGCUCCUGCGGGAGGAUGUGGCCCGGGAUGCUCGGGUCCAGCAGCUGCAGGAGCGACUGGCUGAGCUGGAGAGGCACCAUGCAAAGAGUUGCCUGGCCCAGGAGGUCGAGGAGCUCCGGCAGCGCUUGGCAGAGGUGGAGGCCGUGAAGCUGCAGCUGGGGGAGGAGCGGGACGCCCUGAUCCAGCGCACGUUGGAGCAGUCGCAGGACCUGGAAGAGCAGCACCAGCGCUCGGCGCGGGAGAGCCAGGGGCUGCGGCAGGAGCUGGAGGAGGAGCGGGCGCGGUACCAGAGCCUGGUGCGGGAGUACACCCGCCUGGAGCAGGGCUUCGAGAGCCUGCGGGACGAGAUGGCCUUGCACAGGCAAAGCACCUUGAGACGGUCCCCUUCGACAGAGAGCUUCUUGGGCUCUGAGAGCAGCUACUUGUCCUCCAUGUCCACAGCUCCCUCACAAGACGGCUCUGACCAGCAGGCUGAGGCUCGUGGUGGCACUGGUGGGGUGGAGGGGCCAGAGGAGCACGGGCAGCCGGUGCCAGAGGGGCUGCAGCCCCAGCCCAGCAGUGAGGUGCCACUGAAUGGUGGUGUGGGCCAGGAUCCCUUUGAGAAGGCCUACCUUCUCCUCCUGGGGCAGCUCAGUGCAGCCAACGAGGAGCUGGCCCGGACCCGGGAGGAGCUGCGAAGGUGCAAGGCCCCCAUGGAGCAGGAGAGGAAACCCUUGGACUUCCUCAAGCGCAGGAACUUGGCUGAGAUGCUGGGGCUGGGCAGGAGCCCAGAGAAGGGGGCAGUGGAUGAGGACCUGAAGCGGGCGUACGAUACGGUGCAGGCUGCCAACAGGCUGCUGGCGAGUCAGCUGCAGGAGGAGAAGCAGCAGCACGAGGAGGAGGUGGAAGGGCUGCACCUCGACAUCCGCUCCCUCAAGCAGCUGAGCCAGCAGCAGGCAGCUCUCAUCCAGGACCUGCAGCGGCAGCAGGGGCAGGAGGGGCUGCAGCACCACGUCCUGCAGCUCAAGGAGGAGAACUGGGAACUGUCCCAGAAGCUGGAGAAGCAGGAGAGGACCACACUGAAGCUCCAGAAGCAGCUGAGAGCCUAUGCAAAGCAGAUCCAGGAGCUGACAGCAAAGAGAGAGGCUGUUGGGCCAGCACAGGAACUGGCAGCAUCUACUGUGGCCCUGUCCUGGUCCCCCAUGGUCCUGCCUCAGGCUGGGCUGUCUCAGGCUAUGCUGGCAUGGAGGAUGGAGGACCAAGGGCGCAUCAUCAAGGCCAUCAUCACAGACUACAGACCACAGAGCAGCCCUUGGGCCCUCCCAGACCUGCCAGCCUACAUCCUCUUCCUGUGCCUGAGGCAUGCAGACCACUGCUGUGACGAGCCCCGGGCCUGCUCGCUCCUGGAUGCGGCCAUUGAUGCCAUCAAAAGGGUCAUGAAGAAGCAGAGUGACAACCCUGAGGUGGUGACACUCUGGCUGGCCAACACCUGCCGGCUCCUCAACUGCCUGCGCCAGUACGGGCAGGAGGAGCGCUACUGGCAGGGGAACACGGCGCGGCAGAACCAGCACCGGCUGCGGCACCUGGACCCGCGGGGCUCCUGCCGCAGCCUGGGCGCCCUGGGGGUCCAGCUCUACCAGCAGCUCAUCCGCACCACCGAGAAACGCCUCAAGCCCAUGAUCGUUGCCGCAAUGCUGGAGAGUGAGCCCAUCCAGGGCUUGUCCUCCUCCUCCUGCCCUCCCGGCCGCCGCUGCUCCUCGCCAGCCCCUGCCCACACUCUGCCCGAGCUGCUGCAGGUCCUGGGCUCCUUCCGUGCGUCUCUGGACCACCACGGGCUGGCCCCCAGCGUGGGCCACCAGGCCCUGCGCCAGCUCCUCUUCCUCCUCAGCGGCACCACCCUCAACUACCUGCUGCUGAGAAGGGACACGUGCUCCUGGAGCCGUGGCAUCCAGCUCAGGUACAACAUCAGCCAGGUGGAGCAGUGGCUGCGGGCAGAGGGGCUGCAGCAGAGCGGGGCCCGGGAGGUGCUGGAGCCCCUGGUCCAGGCUGCCCAGCUGCUGCAGGUGAAGAAGGUGACAGAGGAGGACGCUGGAGCUCUCUGCAGCCUGUGCACGGUGCUGUCACCCCAGCAGGUUGUGAAGAUCCUUCGGGCUUACACCCCGGCUGCAGGGCUGGAGGAGCGUGUCAGUCCCAGCUUCAUCAGCAGAGUUGAGAAGCAGCUGCAGGACCAGCAUGGAGAGGGACCCGGUCAGCUGCUGGUGGACACCAGCCACCUCUUCCCUGUGCACCUGCCCUUCACUGCCUCCCCCCUGCACCUGGAUGAGCUUCACAUUCCUGAUGUUCUUGACCUGGCCUUCCUUGUCCGUCUCUGA
Messenger RNA from Apus apus (common swift), 5232 nucleotides. RefSeq names its product unconventional myosin-Va-like. Gene Ontology annotation, cellular component: myosin complex; vesicle; actin cytoskeleton. The record is from RefSeq and is a predicted model, not a curated record. Lineage: Eukaryota; Metazoa; Chordata; Aves; Apodiformes; Apodidae. The transcript is spliced from 37 exons. Gene Ontology annotation, molecular function: ATP binding; actin filament binding; microfilament motor activity. Gene Ontology annotation, biological process: vesicle transport along actin filament; actin filament organization. The coding region runs from base 1 to 5232 and encodes 1743 amino acids.